Molecule: messenger RNA, 393 nt
Organism: Fraxinus pennsylvanica
Lineage: Eukaryota; Viridiplantae; Streptophyta; Magnoliopsida; Lamiales; Oleaceae
Source: the annotation of a GenBank genome assembly
AUGGGUUUUAGUCGAAAAGGGGGUUGCGGCCAACAUGGGUGUAGCAGGAAAGGAUAUUGUCAGCAGUUUGCAGUGGAGGUGACGCCGACAUCAAUACCAAUGGUUGAAGACAUGGAGCUGAGGCCCAACGAAACUACAAUUGUAUCGUGGAAAAAGCUUCUCAAAGACGCCGCUUCCAAUAAGAUCAAUGGGAAUGGCCCAUUGGUCUCAGGCCCGUCCUCUGAGCCCCACCACACCAUUCCUGAUCCCGCUCCUGCUCCGCCUUUGGGGGCUUCAUCUUUAAAGCAAUCCAACGAAAAUGUAGCUAAAGAUUUACAAGCACAACCCACCUCCAACCAUCUGAGUAACGUGAUUGAAAGAAUCAAGCGCUUGUAUGCUGUACGUUCUGAAUGA